Messenger RNA from Trichophyton rubrum CBS 118892, 838 nucleotides. RefSeq lists its product as uncharacterized. Bases 330 to 635 code for a protein of 101 amino acids. The record is from RefSeq and is a predicted model, not a curated record. The transcript has a single exon. NCBI's taxonomy places the organism in Eukaryota, Fungi, Ascomycota, Eurotiomycetes, Onygenales, Arthrodermataceae.
GCUGGGGAAAGGCAGUGUGAGCUCCGUACGAGCUUCUACUCAAGCCAGAGACGGCACAGACUCCGUUUCUUCUACUUUCCCGUCUACAUUUUUUCGAAUCCCGAGGAAAAAUACAGAGCAGACGGAGAGAAAGGCGAGCUGAAGAGAGAGAGGGAAAAGAAAAAAACACCGAAGAGAAACAGCAAUGUUUUAUUAUUGCAUCCUGCCUAAGCGAAACACGAGUCCUAUCAAUAAACAGCUGAUGUUGGUUCCCAUUGCCACGCUCCCGAGGACAGUAAAAACGUUCAAAGUCUAGAGAGGUCCGGUUGAUAAGUCUAGGUCGUCCGUCGAUGAGGAUAUCUUGUCUCCAGGCUCAAGGGGAGGCCUCAUCUCUGUGCUUGACACCGGCAAGAAAGCCAUUUAGCUCUAUAGAAAGAGGUCAGCAAUCUUCCACCACUGUCAAUCACAUCGACAGCAGGCAAAAGAAGACGGCAGACUUACGCAGUUGCACGCGCCAGGAGGGCAGGUACAAGCAGAGCCACAGCUGCAUCCACAGUCACCUAGAGACGGCAAGUCUCGUUAGCCAGAUACGUUCUUCUCCAAUAGUAGGCAGGUCAGGCAUUAUGGCGGAGACGACCACGACUCACCCAUCUUGAUUGUAGAGAGUGCGAGUAGCUAAACGAGGUGUCUGGUUAUUUGUUUUGAGAGGCGUAUUCCGUCGUUAAGUCGUUAAGUCGUUAAGCAAUGGUUAUUCGGUGUUUGUUCGCUUUGAAAAGAAAAGUAGAGGCGCAACUGAGACGGGAGAUCUCGGCCUCCUAUAUAUAUACGCCUCUCGCCUCGCUGGAACAAGGGAGAUUGG